AUGGAGCAGCGGAUGGCUGACGUUGGUCGCAUUCAUCGGGAGAGACAAGAACGCCGAACAAGGUUGGAAACGGAAAUGGCCAAAGUUGGUCUAGAUGAGAAUGCGCGAGCUCAAAUGCGCUGUUUGUUGCGUAAAAAAGAGUCCAAUCAUAUGCGAAUGCAGCGUGCAAAGAUGGAUCAAUCCAUGUUUCAUCGAAUCAAACAUCUAGGUGUGGGCGCAUUUGGAAAAGUUUGGUUAGUACGUAAAAAGGACAAUGGACAACUUUAUGCAAUGAAAUUGCUAAACAAACGUGAUGUGGUUGAACGUCGCCAGUUAGCUCACGUUCAAGCGGAAAGAGAUAUUCUGGCCGAGGCAGACAAUGACUGGGUUGUCAAGCUUUUUUUCUCCUUUCAGGAUUACAGUGCAUUGUAUCUUGUGAUGGAAUACAUCCCAGGUGGUGACAUGAUGUCUUUGCUAAUCAAAAAAGGUAUUUUUGAAGAACCACUUGCUCGCUUCUACGUGGCCGAAUUAACCUUGGCUUUGGAAAGUGUACACGUUAUGGGUUUCGUCCAUCGAGACAUAAAACCGGACAACAUUCUGAUUACUCGAGAAGGACACAUCAAAUUAACGGACUUUGGAUUAUGCACCGGAUUUCGCUGGACUCAUAGCUCGAAAUACUGGGAUCUGGACUUUAGUAUACCAAGCUCCUCUCCCCGAUGUGCGAGAACGCAGCAAAAUACAAAGGAAUGUCCCGUGGGCCAAGAACCAAAGGUUGAUCAAAAUGCUCCUUCCGAGAACAAACCAGAACGUGGAUUAGAUUGUAAACAAACACAAGAAAAACCAGAAGCGGAUGAUCAUCCUGAGGGCGACGACGAGGUCUGUGAUUGCAUGGAUGAUGAUGAGGGGCCAGAAACAUCAGAGAUUGAUGUGUCGGACGAGAAAAGUGAAAGUAUUGGGAAGCUGCUUCGCGUGAAAGAUUUACGGCAAGCUGGUGCUUACAACAGAAAUCCACACGGUCCACUGGAGCACAAACAGAAGACAUUAGAGCGGCGGAGAAACAGUUUCGCUAAUCGUCGAUGUGCACAGUCACUUGUUGGAACCCCCAACUAUAUAGCUCCGGAAAUUCUGAGAAGACAGGACUCAUCUUUUGGUAGUUUUGCACCAAUCGCUGAAGUCACUGCCCCGAAGAUAUUCGGUGUCAAUUGGGCGAUUCUGAUGACCGAAUGGGAUCUGGGUCCAUUUAGCCAUGUGGCUUACUUACUUUACAAGAUAAUUUCGUAG
Messenger RNA from Echinostoma caproni, 1260 nucleotides. NCBI's taxonomy places the organism in Eukaryota, Metazoa, Platyhelminthes, Trematoda, Plagiorchiida, Echinostomatidae. The record is from the annotation of a GenBank genome assembly.